Molecule: messenger RNA, 1977 nt
Organism: Saccoglossus kowalevskii
Lineage: Eukaryota; Metazoa; Hemichordata; Enteropneusta; Harrimaniidae
Source: RefSeq, a predicted model, not a curated record
AUGGGCAUUAUCAAAUGGUCACUACCGGGUAUAUCCAAUGUUAAACGUCGUCUUUGUUUUUUUGAACGUAAGCGUGAGAAUCUACCUGGAUACAAACCACCUGAAGCUGGUGGGUUGGAGGAUCCUACUUCAGAAUACAUGAAUCUAUUAGGAAUGAUAUUCAGCAUGUGUGGUCUUAUGCUAAAGAUGAAAUGGUGUGCAUGGAUAGCUGUCUAUUGUUCUUUUAUUAGUUAUGCAAAUUCAAGAUCUUCUGAAGAUACCAAACAAAUGCUCAGUAGUUUCAUUGAGAAUAAUGUGAAUAAGAAUAAAGUGAACAGUGAGAAUAAUGUGAACAGUGAGAAUAAUGUGAACAGUGAGAAUAAUGUGAACAGUGAGAAUAAUGUGAAUGAGAAUAAAGUGAACAGUGAGAAUAAUGUGAAUGAGGAUAAUGUGAAUGAGAAUAAAGUGAACAGUGAGAAUAAUGUGAAUGAGGAUAAUGUGAACAGUGAGAAUAAUGAGAAGAAUAAGAAUAAAGUGAACAGUGAGAAUAAUGUGAACAGUGAGAAUAAUGUGAAUGAGAAUAAUGUGAAUGAGAAUAAUGUGAACAGUGAGAAUAAUGUGAACAGUGAGAAUAAUGUGAAUGAGAAUAAUGUGAACAGUGAGAAUAAUGUGAAUGAGAAUAAUGUGAACAGUGAGAAUAAUGAGAAGAAUAAGAAUAAAGUGAACAGUGAGAAUAAUGUGAACAGUGAGAAUAAUGUGAAUGAGAAUAAUGUGAAUGAGGAUAAUGUGAACAGUGAGAAUAAUGUGAAUGAGAAUAAUGUGAAUGAGAAUAAAGUGAACAGUGAGAAUAAUGUGAAUGAGAAUAAUGUGAAUGAGGAUAAUGUGAACAGUGAGAAUAAUGUGAAUGAGAAUAAAGUGAACAGUGAGAAUAAUGUGAAUGAGAAUAAUGUGAAUGAGAAUAAAGUGAACAGUGAGAAUAAUGUGAAUGAGAAUAAUGUGAAUGAGGAUAAUGUGAACAGUGAGAAUAAUGUGAAUGAGGAUAAUGUGAACAGUAAGAAUAAUGAGAAGAAUAAGAAUAAAGUGAACAGUGAGAAUAAUGUGAACAGUGAGAAUAAUGUGAAUGAGAAUAAUGUGAACAGUGAGAAUAAUGUGAAUGAGAAUAAUGUGAACGAGGAUAAUGUGAACAGUGAGAAUAAUGUGAAUGAGAAUAAAGUGAACAGUGAGAAUAAUGUGAAUGAGAAUAAUGUGAAUGAGGAUAAUGUGAACAGUGAGAAUAAUGUGAAUGAGGAUAAUGUGAACAGUGAGAAUAAUGUGAAUGAGAAUAAUGUGAAUGAGAAUAAAGUGAACAGUGAGAAUAAUGUGAAUGAGAAUAAUGUGAAUGAGAAUAAUGUGAAUGAGGAUAAUGUGAACAGUGAGAAUAAUGUGAACAGUGAGAAUAAUGUGAAUGAUAAUAAUGUGAACAGUGAGAAUAAUGUGAAUGAGAAUAAUGUGAAUGAGAAUAAAGUGAACAGUGAGAAUAAUGUGAAUGAGAAUAAUGUGAAUGAGGAUAAUGUGAACAGUGAGAAUAAUGUGAAUGAGGAUAAUGUGAACAGUGAGAAUAAUGAAAAGAAUAAGAACAAAGUGAACAGUGAGAAUAAUGUGAACAGUGAGAAUAAUGUGAAUGAGAAUAAUGUGAAUGAGAAUAAUGUGAACAGUGAGAAUAAUGUGAAUGAGAAUAAUGUGAACAAUGAGAAUAAUGUGAACAGUGAGAAUAUUAAAGUGAACAGUGAGAAUAAUGUGAACAGUGAGAAUAAUGUGAACAAUGAGAAUAAUGUGAACAGUGAGAAUAAUGUGAAUGAGAAUAAUGUGAACAGUGAGAAUAAUGUGAAUGAGAAUAAUGUGAACAAUGAGAAUAAUGUGAAUGAGGAUAAUGUGAACAGUGAGAAUAAUGUGAACAGUGAGAAUAAUGUGAAUGAGAAUAAUGUGAACAAUGAGAAUAAUCCAAAAAUGAAUUUGUAA